AUGGCGUUCGGAAUCGUGAUCCCCGCCGUGGGAGCCGCCGUGCUCGCGUUUAUUCUUUAUGCUGUCGUCUUCGUCGGAAGGCGAGAGAAGGGUCUUCCACCUGGACCACCAACAUUACCCAUCAUUGGAAAUCUGCAUCAAAUACCCACCAAGGGCUCAUACUUAAAGUUCACAGAAUGGUCCAAGACGUACGGCGGCAUCUUCUCGCUCAAGCUCGGUUCUGGGACGGGCAUUGUAUUGACAGACCGACGACUCGUCAAGCAACUUCUCGACAAGAAAUCAGGCAUUUACAGUAAUCGACCGCACAGCUAUGUGUCACAUAAUCUCAUCACAGGAGGCGACCACGUCCUCAUUGCACACUAUGGGAAAGUCUGGCAGAGAUACCGCAAAGUGAUUCACCAGCACUUCAUGGAGACAAUUGUGAUGAAAGAUCAUCUCCCACUGCAACAAGCAGAGGCAUCGCAACUGCUGUAUGAUUAUCUGACCAACCCUGCCGACCACAUGUGGCAUCCAAAACGUUUCACAAACAGUAUUGCUUGUGGGACGAUCUGGGGCGUGAGAUCUCCGACCGCCAAUACAAGCCACAUGAGACGCCUAUAUGAGUUGAUGGAGCAUUGGUCAGUUGUCAUGGAGCCUGGAAACACCCCACCCGUGGACAUAUUCCCAUUCCUGCAUUGGAUCCCGGAGAAAGUGUUCGGAAACUGGCGCACACGAGCAAGUGAUGUUGGUGAUGCCAUGAACAGUCUCUACAACGACAUGUUGACAGGCCUCGAAAAGCGAAGGGAGAAAGUCGGUCCGAAAUACUCCUUCAUGGACAGGGUUCUGGAUCAAAAGGAGAAACUCGAGCUGACUCGCCAUCAGCUUUAUUUUCUCGGUGGAACCAUGAUGGAGGGAGCCAGCGACACUAGUUCCAGUAUCAUUUUGGCUGCUGUUCAAGCAUUCGUCAAAUGGCCGGAAGUCAUGCACAAGGCGCAGAAAGAGAUUGAUUCUGUUAUGGGCGAAGAUCGAUCACCUGUAUGGGAUGAUUACGCCCGCCUGCCAUACAUAGCAGCAACGGUCAAGGAAGCACACCGCUGGCGCCCAGUCGUGCCACUUGCUUUUCCGCACGCACUUGACGAAGACGACUGGAUUGAUGGUCAUCACCUCAAGAAGGGAAGCGUUGUCUUCAUCAACGCCUGGGGCCUUCAUCACGACGAAGAGCGCUUUCCUGACCCCCAACGGUUUGACCCCGAUCAUUACAAGGGAGUGACCGCUCUGGCUUCAGAGCUAGCCCAGUCAGUGGACCCCAAAGAUCGAGACCAUUACGGCUAUGGAGCCGGUCGACGACUCUGCCCGGGUAUUCAUCUCGCAGAGCGGAACCUGUUCCUCGCGAUUGCGAAGCUCCUGUGGGCCUUCGACUUCAAACCUGGAAAGGAUGACAAGGGCAACGACAUCAUCCCUGACACUAGUCCUACUAGCGGAUAUAGUGAGGGGUUCUUGGUAUGUGCGAAGCCCUAUGAGCUUGAUGUGAAGGUCAGGAGCGAAAAGAGGAAAGACACCAUCAUCAGGGAGUAUGAGGCUGCCAAAACUGAUUACUUCGCAAAGUUUGAUGUCGAGUCUUAG
Molecule: messenger RNA, 1602 nt
Organism: Exophiala bonariae
Lineage: Eukaryota; Fungi; Ascomycota; Eurotiomycetes; Chaetothyriales; Herpotrichiellaceae
Exons: 4
Coding region: 1-1602 (533 amino acids)
Molecular function (GO): oxidoreductase activity, acting on paired donors, with incorporation or reduction of molecular oxygen; monooxygenase activity; heme binding
Source: RefSeq, a predicted model, not a curated record